AUGAAGAACAAAAUAUGGAUUCUGACUAUAACUUUAUUGAUCCAAAGUUUUAAAUCGAGAGCAGAAAGGGGUGUUAUAACUGUUAAAAAAGUUACUAUAAGCCUUCCAGAAGUAUGUCCCUGUGAAUACAAUUAUAAACCAGUCUGCGGGACUGAUGGAGUAUCAUUUAUUAAUAAAUGUCUUCUUGAUUGUACGAAUGAUAGAAACGCCCUUCUGACCCAUGGAUUGCCACAUAUUUCAAUCGCCCCUGACGAUCAAUGUACUGGAUGUGUAUGUCUGAAUCUCAACCUUCCCGUCUGCACAUUAAACGGAGUGACUUACAACGGUGAAUGUGAAUUAGCCUGUGAAAAUAGAAAUCGUAUUCGUGAUAAUCAACCACUUGUUUACCUCGCAUAUAGAGCGGCUUGUAAGGGACCACCAUGUUCUUGCAGCACCGUUGCGGCUCCAGUUUGCGGUAGUGACAAUAUUUUGUAUAGAAAUCUAUGUGUUCUUGAAUGCGCUAGCGCCAACGCUCAGGCCAAAAAUCUUCCUGCAAUCGAAUUCCAAAAUUAUGGAGCCUGUCUAGACAGUUGCCGCUGCCCAGAAACAGUGGAACCUGUUUGUGGCACAGAUGGAAGGAUUUAUGAUAACCUUUGCACUUUUGAAUGCCAAAAUAAAAAACUAUCUUCCUCUCAAAACGAACCCCUUAAAAUUGCUAACCCAUUUACUUGUAGGGAAUGCGCGUGUAGAAAAGUAUUUGAACCGAUUUGUGGUACCGAUGGUAGAACGUAUCCCAAUAAGUGUGAAAUUCAGUGUGCUUCAUUUAGAAAGAGGGAUCCUUUCCUCCAGAUAGCCUCUCAAGGACCAUGUGCCAAAUGUUUCUGUAAAGACGACUUCUAUCCAGUUUGCGGCACUGAUCACAAGACAUACAAAAAUGAUUGUGAGCUUCGAUGUGCAAACAAUAAUCUUUCAGCAGGUGAACAAUUGAUUAGUAUAUUUUAUCCAGGGCAAUGCAUGGAAUAUGAAUGUGAUUGUAAUUGUGACUCGGAGUACGAGCCCGUGUGUGGGAGCGACAACAGGUCCUAUUGGAAUUUAUGCUACCUGAACUGUAACAGUGUCUGCAGACAAAGACAAAAACUAUCAGCAAUACUGUUUGUGUCCAAGGGCGUCUGUACGUUUUAA
Molecule: messenger RNA, 1161 nt
Organism: Danaus chrysippus (African queen)
Lineage: Eukaryota; Metazoa; Arthropoda; Insecta; Lepidoptera; Nymphalidae
Source: the annotation of a GenBank genome assembly